AUGUCAGCUGCUCCACGCUACCAGCAAUCACCAGCGGCCCCAGCCUCGUCCUCGUCAUCAUCCUCGUCAUCGGCGUACCCGCCUUACUCGCGUCCGACUCUCGGCGCUCCACGACAGAAUGGACCUCAUCGCUCGUCAUGGCCUCCCUUUCUUCCGCCAAUCGACGUAGCCGGACCAUCCAGCAAGCAGCAGCAGCCACAGCAGCAAGGCUAUCCAGGCCAGCCUCAGAGCUAUCCUCACCACCAUCAGUAUGGAGGGCACCACCCGCAUUCACUCUCCGUGUCCACGUCCCACUCUGCUACGAGCCCCGUCUCGCCAAGCAGCCACUCGGAUCCCUCUCCCGUAGAGGACAGCCGACAGGGAGGACAAGAUCAAAAGAGUAGUGACGGUAGUGGUAGUGCUUUCGGUCAGACAGUCGGCGAGACGGGCAUGGUAGCCUCCCUCACUGGUACCGGUCGCAAGCGAAAGCGUCUACAAAGGGCCUGUGUACCCUGCCACAAAGCCAAGCGACGCUGCGACGGCGGUCUGCCCUGCAGCAACUGCGACUUCAGCGGACGAGGUUGCUCCUACUCUGACAGUCACGGCAAUGCCGUCCAGCCCACGGCACGAGCCAAGCCUCCCGCGAGCAAAGACGAGUCGGCCCACUCCUCGACUGGUAUCAAUGACUACCGCCAGAGCUCAGCCGCAGCGCAUACUGCGGGCCCGGCUUCCAACCUCAGCUCCGCGUCCACCGAGAACUUCGACGCCUUUCGCACCUUGAACGGCAUCGCCCCUUUUAACGCCUUGAUUCCGCUCGCAUACACGCAUGGAACGACCCAGCCCAGCGUCUUCAUCACACACUGCGCAAACGCCAUGGUCUCGCCGCACAACCACGCCGCCGUGGCAGCCGCCCGCCGUCUCAUGCUCGACGAGGAUCAAGCCGCCUUUUCCAUCCUGGACCGCCCCUCAGCAGACAGCGUCCUCGCCCUGGUCCUUCUCGCCCUCUGUGAGGCCCGCAGCGGCAAGUUGACUCGCGCCGUGGCCCACACGGCAGUCAUGUGCCGCAUGAUGCAGCAGCUCAACCUGCCAGACGUCUCCGUGUCCACCGAGCCUUUCCAUGCCGGCGAGCUCUGCCGCUUGGUAGCUGUGGCUUACACGGUGGACAUCGUUCUAUCGUCACUGGCCGGGCAGAGCUUUGCCGUCUCCCACACGGACUUGGAAGUUGCCGCAAUGCGCAUUUCGCAGAUCGGCACGCAGGAUCCGGAUACUGCCCCCUACGCGGCCCUGCUUCGCUCGAGCAUCGUUUUCGCGCAGGCGGUCGAGCAUCAGCGCAAGCUGGCACACAGAAUUGGUACCAACAACACGGGUAGCACCAGCUCUUUCGCCGACUCACAUGGGAGUGCCGCGUGCCACCACGCUCUCAGCGCCUGGGCGGACAGCUUGCCUUCCCACCUUGCAUUUGAGGACGGGAAUCUCUCCCGCGCGUCUCGUGCGGCUCGCAGCAGCGGAGGUGUAGGAUCAAUUUCAGCCGUGGGCCGCGACGGAGCUUCGUCAUGGGCGUGGGCGUGGUCGCUCAUGCACUGCUUCGCCGAGAUGGCUGUAUGCGUCCUCGAUGGGGGAGGGAGGCAGAGCGCAACAGCUGCGAGCAACCUCUCUGUCCUAUGCCUCGAUACGGUCAAUCUGGAGUCUCAGCCGAGCGCCAUUCUGGCACUCUUGCCCCUCACGUUCGCGCAUGCCAUCGUGGCUAAGAGCGGGGCAGGAGGAGCCACAGCAGGCUCGUCCAGCGCGAGUACGACAGCUGCGGCCGUUGGGCCGGUCUUCACAUCGCUGCAGAAGACGUUCGACUUCGAAGAGUGGCAGCUGCGUCGAACCAGGGCUUUCCUUGGUAUCUCAGCUCCGAGCCACAGCGUCUCUACUCCAGGACUCAACGCGGGCCACUCGAGCGUCACCUCCUCUUACGCCACCAACAGCAACAGUAAUGCCUAUGCUUCUCCGGCGCACCACUAUCCGCACUACUCGUCUCGCUCCCCAUCGAUGGGAUACACCAAUAGUAGCCUGUCGAACGGACACGGGCACGGGCACGGGCAUAGCCUCGCCCCGCCGCCUCCUCCAGGUGGACCGCUAAGCUCAAGCGCAUCCCUCUCCUCGCUCCCGUCUCUCCGUGCCCGUGGCAUUAGUGACCCGAGGCCACGCCCUCCGUCCGUGUCACCACCGCAUCGCAGCAGCCAGCUCCUCGCACCGCUCAGCGAGGAUGGCAGCGCCAGCAACGGAUCGAAGGUGAGCGGUGCGCCCGUCUCGCCCUACAACGGUACCAGGCCCUCACUGGCGCCCAUGGCGUCGCCAGGAAGCAACGGUGGAGCUGGAACGGGGACAGGUCCUACUUCGCCUCACUCUUUUGCUGCGGCUAGACGUCUCCCUGGGUUGGCUAGUAGCGCGAACGGGAAUGGGACGAGGUUGCCCUCAAUCAACGGUGUGGGGAGCGCAAAGGGCGACGAGUAG
Messenger RNA from Jaminaea rosea, 2478 nucleotides. RefSeq lists its product as hypothetical. Gene Ontology annotation, molecular function: zinc ion binding; DNA-binding transcription factor activity, RNA polymerase II-specific. Gene Ontology annotation, biological process: regulation of DNA-templated transcription. The record is from RefSeq and is a predicted model, not a curated record. Lineage: Eukaryota; Fungi; Basidiomycota; Exobasidiomycetes; Microstromatales. The coding region runs from base 1 to 2478 and encodes 825 amino acids. The transcript has 2 exons.